CGUGCGCUGUGCACAUGUCGAUAAAGUACUGUUUGGUUGGGACCGUAAACUGAAGACCUGUAUUACCAAUAUACAUACAUAUGCAUGCAUGUAGUAUGUACAUAUGUACAGAUAUUUUGUAUGCGUAUGUGUAUAUAAGUGGGCAUGCUCGACUGUUCUGGCUGUUGGUUAGCCCAAGUCCGGAGUGGUUCAAAGUGCGCGCGUUGCAAACGAAUGGGGAAUUCGAAUUGGAAUCGAAUAAAUGUUUAAAGUGCAAAUAGCAAGUGGAAUUACAACAGCAGCAGCAGCAGCAGCAACAACAAUUGCAUUUACCGACACAUUUUAUUAGCGGGCAAUACGAUAAAAUAAUAAAUUAAAAGAAGCGGCGACCGGAGCCGACACACCGCUUAUGCCCAAGUACAAGCGGCCGAAACAGUUAAACGGCGUAAUCUUAUCGGUGCUGAAGAAAUAACAUAAUAUAUACGGAGUGACGCUGGAUCGGCGGAUCGCUGGGCGACCACUUGAUAAACAUGCACCAGCCGUGUCAGCCGAAGCAGCAAUUCGUGACGGAGCAGAAGCAGCUGGAUCAGCUGGAGCCGGAUGACAGCUAUGCCUUUUGCCUGACAGAGGAUGUGCAGCUAUUUGAGCAGUUGGGCGAUUUGGAGCUCGACAACGAUGUGCUGCUUGUGCCGGCAGCAGCAGCUGGCUUGGAUCUUGUGCAGCAGGCGCAGAAACCGACACAUCUGUCAAUGGGCAAGCCCAAGGUGAAGCGAGCAACGCACACAAGACGACAGGCGGCCAACAUUUGCGAUCUGUGCGGACGCAGCUUCAGCGAUGCCUACGGCCUGCGCAUACACAAGAUGACGCACACGAACGAGCGGCCCCAUGUGUGCGAUGUAUGCGGCAAGGGAUUCCGCCAGCUGAACAAGCUACGCAUCCACUCGGUCACGCACACCGACCAGCGGCCAUACGAGUGCGACAUCUGCGGCAAGGGAUUUCGAUUUGCCAACUAUUUGGCGGUGCACCGGCGCCUGCACACCGGCGAGAAACCCUAUGCAUGCACGCUGGCCAGCUGCAGCAUGUCCUUCCAUUCCAUACACGCGCGGCGAAUGCACGUGAAGCUGCUGCACGCCAGCGUCAGCGGCGUCGAUAUUGAAGCAGAAGUGGAGCAGGAUCAGAAGGAACUGGAUGAGCAGCAAGAAAUGCGAACGGGCUACACGGACACACACACAUCCUCGCUGAGCUAUACCUGCCCCAUCUGCGGACGUAUUCUAACGGAUCAGUGCUAUCUAAAUACGCAUUUGAAGCGACACUAUAAUCAGCGAGACUUCGCCUGUCCGCAACCGGGCUGCGGCAAGCGCUUUUUCAGCUCCUCGGAGCUGAACCAUCAUCAGAUAGCGCAUACGCGAUUGCGUCCCUUUCGCUGUGCGCUGUGCGGAUCGUGUUUUUUGCGCAAAUCGAAUUAUAAACAACAUUUGAAGGUGCACAAGGCCAAAGGUUGCGAUUGAAUUAGGCGUUUGUUCUAAAAUAUAAGGUUUAUUUAAAUAUACGAUUUAUACAUAUAGAAUUGUUUCUUGGUUUUUGUUUUGAAUGGUUUUCCUUUUUGUUUGCUUUUUUGCUUUUACUUUCUUUUUCAUUUAUGUAUGUAUAUUUUUAUCUUUAGGCCUGAUCGCCUGUUGCAUGCAUGUAUGUAUGUAUAUAAGAUAUAUGUAUGUAUAUUAUAUUAAUAUGUAUUGGUAAUUGGUUUGCUUGCCUUUUUGCAUUUGCGCAUAUCGGUUUUCUCAGUUUUACAGUUACAAUUUCAGCGUCAGUUUAAUUUCGUUCGCAGAUACGUUGAAUGUGUUUUAAGUUUGGUUCUGAUUUUCUUUUAGUUUCCAUACAUAUGUUUGUUCCAGUUAUUUUUAAAUAUAACAUUUGUUUUAGCAAAAAUAUGCAUAUACAUAUGUACAUAUGCCUGUACGUACAUACAUACAUACAUAUGUAUUUAUGCAAGCGAAAUUUGGGACUUGUGUGGCUAGCUCAACUGCCGAAUUCUUGUCUGGCCACACUCGACUCCUCGCCCUCUCUCGCUCUCUCUCUCUCUCUCUCUCUUACACAUACGGCAGCCGAACUGUCAAAGUGCAGUUUAAACAAGUAAAAAUACAAAUGUAACCAGCUUACCGGCAACAAAACAGCAUAUAAAUCAGCAUCACACGCUGUACUGCAGCCUGCAGGGCCACACUGAUUUGUAUUUUUAGUUGUCACAAAUUGCAUUUUACAGCUAAACAAAACAGAUUUGCAAAAGAUAGUUAAACGUUAACUUAAAAAAUAUUUCGCCUUCUAUGACAUUUGCAACAUGCACACAAAGCGUGGGAAAGCUAAACACUUAAAAUGAAAAAAAAAAAAAAAAAAA
Drosophila virilis is the source of this 2371-nucleotide messenger RNA. RefSeq names its product zinc finger protein 782. Gene Ontology annotation, molecular function: DNA-binding transcription factor activity, RNA polymerase II-specific; RNA polymerase II transcription regulatory region sequence-specific DNA binding. Lineage: Eukaryota; Metazoa; Arthropoda; Insecta; Diptera; Drosophilidae. Gene Ontology annotation, biological process: regulation of transcription by RNA polymerase II. The record is from RefSeq and is a predicted model, not a curated record. Gene Ontology annotation, cellular component: nucleus.